UGUGUGGUUCACAGUGAAUGUUUUAUGCAAAUAUGUGCUCAGAGGGAAGUGACCGUUUUGUCACCACAACUUCUGCUGCGCAAACGAAACGACUCCAACGACCAAGUUCAACAUGCCCGGGAUGCUUCUCGGAGAUGAAUUUCCUAAUUUUGAAGCAGAAACAACGUUUGGAAAAAUUAAAUUCCACGAAUUUCUCGGUGACUCAUGGGCGGUGCUGUUCUCCCACCCUCGAGACUACACCCCUGUGUGCACCACUGAGCUGGGGAGAGCUGCCAGACUCAGCGGAGAGUUCAGUAAACGCAGCGUCAAAAUGAUUGCCCUAUCAGUUGACUCCCUUGAGGACCACCAUGGCUGGACCAAGGACAUCCUGGCCUACAACUGUGUGGAGUCUGACUGCUGCUCACUGCCCUUCCCCAUCAUUGCGGACAGGAAACGGGACCUGGCAGUGGCCCUAGGCAUGUUGGACCCAGAUGAGAAGGACAAAGAUGGCAUGCCGCUGACUGCCCGCUGUGUGUUUAUCAUCGGGCCUGACAAACGGCUAAAGCUGUCACUGCUCUACCCUGCCACCACAGGAAGGAACUUUGAUGAGAUUUUACGGGUGGUGGACUCACUCCAGCUGACGGCACAGAAACGGGUGGCAACACCUGCUGACUGGCAGCCUGGAGAUUGUGUGAUGGUUCCUCCCAACAUGCCAGAAGAGGAGGCAGCAUCUUUAUUCUGUGCUGGUGUUUACCACAAAGACCUGCCUUCUGGGAAAAAGUACCUGCGUUACACACCUCAGCCAUAAGAACAGAGAGUCCAGAUCACUGAGAAACAACACUUUUCAGUGCUGGACCCUGAUAAUUGUUGGAACUGCGUCACACCAGUCUAUUAAAGACAUCACAGUUGUGUACUGCACAUUGUGCUGAGUGAAAUUCCGCAGGGACACACGGGCUGGAUCUGUAAGUGUGGUCAGUAAUAAAAAUGUACAAAAUCUGAACUUGCAAUAAAAUUGGUGAAAAUGUU
Molecule: messenger RNA, 1005 nt
Organism: Thalassophryne amazonica
Lineage: Eukaryota; Metazoa; Chordata; Actinopteri; Batrachoidiformes; Batrachoididae
Product: peroxiredoxin-6-like
Exons: 5
Coding region: 113-787 (224 amino acids)
Biological process (GO): cell redox homeostasis; cellular oxidant detoxification
Cellular component (GO): mitochondrion; cytosol
Molecular function (GO): peroxiredoxin activity
Source: RefSeq, a predicted model, not a curated record